Messenger RNA from Lycium barbarum (goji berry), 924 nucleotides. RefSeq lists its product as uncharacterized. The record is from RefSeq and is a predicted model, not a curated record. The transcript has 5 exons. Lineage: Eukaryota; Viridiplantae; Streptophyta; Magnoliopsida; Solanales; Solanaceae. The coding region runs from base 82 to 678 and encodes 198 amino acids. Gene Ontology annotation, molecular function: endonuclease activity; zinc ion binding; nucleic acid binding.
UUCAAACAGGUGUCCAAUUCCAAAAGGUCCUAACUUCUAACGCUGACAUAGCCUCACACUUGAGCAAAAAUAUACAGAAACAUGAGGUCAAGCAAAGAAGGUAACAAUAGGAAAAACAAGAAAGUAUCAUCCCCAAAAAGAACCCGAUCCGUUAACCAAUCAGGACGCAAUUCCAGGCUAUCUCCUCCACCCUCAGUCUCAGUGCUUGACAGUGAAAUCGUGACUGAAGAAUUAGCUUUGUUUGAGAAUCUUGAAAUUUCACCUAAGACUACCAAUCCAAGAAGUUUUCCUUAUAGUGUUAAGCAGCAAUGCUGGGAUAAAGCAGAGAAAGUCAAGGGAAGAGACCCUGACCGAUGGCGCAGAGACCCGUUAGGGAACACUGUAUUUAGGAAGCUUGUAGGUUGUCCUGGUUGUCUAUGCCAUGACUAUGACCAUAUUGUCCCUUAUUCUAAGGUGAGAAUAGUGACUGGAGAGAUGCGGUAUAACUGGAAAUGCCAUAUGAAAGUAGUCUUGUUUAAGGGUGGAGAAAGUACAUUAGAGAAUUGUCAGGUUUUGCAGGCGACAGUUAAUAGAUCCAAGGGGAAUCGAACUGAUAUAUCAAAAGCUGAACUUAUUCAGAGAAGUUCUAAUUGUCGGGUUUCAGAUACGGGUUUUCAGGAGCAUACACCUGCGCAGUAGGAUCACCUCAGUUAUCAGCUUAUUGGUGAGCCCCACUCCUCUCGGGGUUCCACAUGGAGUUUGCAUUCGUAUUCAGUUAUGGUAGUCCAGGGCCAUGUCCUGGUAUUUAGUAUUCAGACAUGUUUUAGAGGUUUCAUAGACAGAUGUUAGUUAACAGAGUCAGUUAUGUUUUCAUGCUUGCAGACUAUUACGUUUUCAUGAUUUUUCAUGCUAUGAGGUAAUUUCAAGACUUUAUUCUGCAAAUUA